AUGGAGGAAGAAGUUAAGGAGCAGAGUAAGACCGCCGAGCUUGAGCGCGAUAGGCGUAUUGAUGCUGCGCGAACCCUUAAAAAGUCUGAGGCCGACCUCGCGAAGGCUAGGGGGGACUUAAAGGAGGCUACCCGAGCCAGGGAUAGUGCCGCGGCAAGUUUGACUGGUGCCCAAAAACAGGCCGAGGAACAGACAAAGCACCUGCUCGCUGCCGAGGAGCAAUUGCAGAUUGCUAAGAAGCAGAUCAGUGAUUUAAAGAAGAAACUGAUCGAGGCAGACAAUGCUAAGGGCGUGGUGGAAUUUGCCAAGGACGAAGCUAUGAGGGCCAAACAGGAGGCUGAGUUUGCCAAAACUGAGGCCGAAGCUGCUAGGGACAAGGCCGAGGAAGAAGGUUACGAGGCGGGGGUGGUUGAAACUCAGGCCUCCCUUAAAGCUCAAAUCCCUGGAGUAUGCAAGCUAUACUGCUCCCAUGUUUGGGAAGAGGCCCUCAAACAAGCUGGGGUGGAAGUUUCGUCUGACUUUUGGAAGGCGGAGAACGUAUUUUAUCCUCCAGCCAUCUGCGAGACUGCCUCAGCCAGCUCUAAGGCUAUGAGCGCUCCACAGGAGGCUGGGGCUGCUCAGUCAGAAGUUGCUCAGAUCAUCGUCACUCCUAGCGAGCAAUCUGAAGGAGGAGAGCCUCAUGAUACGACAGAAGCACCUGGAGGUCUGAACCCCGAGAUGCCUAAAGAGGGUGCUUAG
Quercus lobata is the source of this 738-nucleotide messenger RNA. RefSeq lists its product as uncharacterized. The coding region runs from base 1 to 738 and encodes 245 amino acids. The transcript has a single exon. The record is from RefSeq and is a predicted model, not a curated record. NCBI's taxonomy places the organism in Eukaryota, Viridiplantae, Streptophyta, Magnoliopsida, Fagales, Fagaceae.